Messenger RNA from Annulohypoxylon maeteangense, 1957 nucleotides. RefSeq lists its product as uncharacterized. The record is from RefSeq and is a predicted model, not a curated record. NCBI's taxonomy places the organism in Eukaryota, Fungi, Ascomycota, Sordariomycetes, Xylariales, Hypoxylaceae. The transcript is spliced from 3 exons. Bases 48 to 1754 code for a protein of 568 amino acids.
UAUAAAGCAUGAAAUUACCUGAGAAAUAACUAAACUCGGUAGUCAAAAUGUCAUUUGGUUUUGGUGUGGGCGAUUUUAUCGCUGGUGCGAACCUUGCACACAAACUCAUACGAGUAAUGACAGAGACACGAGGCGCAAGUGCAGAGUUCCAAGAAGCCCUAGCAGAAGUCUGUGGAAUACAACAAAUACUAAUACAGCUUACUCAAUUAUGCCGCAGCGAAGUCUUACCCCGAGCUACACUCAAUUCGAUAGCUCAGAUCGUCAUGCCCUCCAUGACAACGAUAGCGGACUUUCUUGAUCGAACCAAGCAUUACCAAGAAAAAUUGUCGCCUCGUGGUGGUUUAUCAGGUAGCUGGUGUAAGAUGGGAUGGGCGCUUUUCAGGAAGGAUGAAUUAAAGCUUCUACGUGAUACACUGCAUUCUCGGCUUUCAUCCAUCAACACGUUACUAGCCGCAGCAAACCAUCUUCCUUCACCGGCCGGGAAUAUUGGGCAAUAUCAAGUUCAAGAAGAAGACCAGGAAAGCAAACUGGAGGUUAAGGACUACCCCAAUCACUCCAGCGCAAAUUAUACGGAGUAUGUGAACAUGCAGGAAAACAUAUCUGACUUAUACGAGCAAAAGCGGACCGCAGUUCAAUCUCUGGUUCGCAAUUCUGAUGACGAAGGGAACAAACUCGAGAUAAAUGUUCAAACGCUCCCUUCUAGUGGAAUGGAAUGGCUGGAAGGAAUCGAAGACACUAGCCUAGACAUACAAACCCCAAGUGAAGCGAUCAACUUGGUGAAUGGUGUUGUUGGCUCUCCUGGGAGGAUAGAGGGAUUGAAUGCACCUCUGAAACCAACCCCAAAACGACCAAGCCGGCAAGAAGUAUCGUUUGCAACACGUAAUAACGGCAACGUCCAAUCUUCGAUAACAUCACAGACUCCCCAGGGGUUAAAAGAACAUAACCCCACCACUGGAGAUCUUGGAUCAUAUCUCCAAAUGCUUUUCGAAAAAGCAUUAGUCGUCCAGGCAGAGGCAGAAGCGAAAGCUGCGGCAGAAAUGAAAGCUGCUGAAGACGCCGAGUGGAAGCAACGAAUGGAAGAAGUAAUCCGGAUCCAAGCUGAGAUUGAUAUUAGAAAGAAGCUUGAUAGUUCAAGGAUUGAGGCUGAGAACAAGGCGUGCAUUAGAUUUAAGGAUGCCGUGGGAAGGAAAUUCAAUUUUCCUUAUGACAUAUGCAGUACAUGGCAGGGGAUGGAGGAACUUAUUAAACAUGCAUUCAUGCAUGUAAAUGAAAUUGGCCCUCACGUCCAGGCAGGCCAUUAUGACCUGGAGGGCCCCAGCGGUGAGAUAAUCCUACCCCAGGCAUGGUCGAAGGCUAUCCAGCCUGACUGGGCUAUAACAAUGAAAAUGUGGCCUAUGAAUAAACCAUCGGGUCCACCCUUACGCCCAUUUCAAGGUAUGCCUACAGGACUACAUCUAGGUAUGCCUCGUACAGGACCAAACCAGGGUAUGGGUCUUGCAGUGCCACGUCCAGGUGUAGGCCGUGGAAUCCCCCAAGUCGUACAAGUAAUUCCAACAUCAAAUAUGCGUCCAGGUGGUCGCGUGGGUAUACGCCCAAGAAAGAUAUAUGAGUUACCAAGUUCCGACGAUGACACUGAGAGCGAAGAUGACAAGAAAUUCUCUUUCAAGACAUAUCUUGGUAGAAAGUUGAAGCGAAUUCGUGGGAAGAAAUCUUCUAAAGGCUCUGACGAAUCCUCAAGCGGCAGCGAUGACUAGGUACCGUAGGUAAUUAUCGCUAAAGGGACUAAUAUCUGUGCACAUGUCCCUUUACUCGCUACCUACCUAUUUUUGUCAACCGGGCAGCUGUCUACCUAGUACAUACCUAGGUACUUUACAUCCUCUAUACCUAUCUAUAGAUACGUUUAGAGUUUAGCAUAGGUACUAGGUAGUUAGAGAAUUUACAUUAUGUUUCUAGGAUA